AUGUCCUCGACAUCCCAGCGACGACGGCGGCGAGAUGAAGACGACUAUAUCCCCUUUGGCCCCCCAUCUCUCCCCAGCGCUCAGACACAAAUGGACAACAUGUCCUCAGAAGGCUGGCCACCGCCGGUGAUCAUGUCCGACUCGAGCGACGAGGACCUUGACGAACAUUAUCGAACGCCUGCGCGACAAAUUUCCCGCCGCAGUGGAAUCCCGCAUAUCGACGCGCUGACGACGCUCAACCCCGACAGAUACUCGCCAGACCUCUACUCCGUCAACUCUGACCCGCCCAGCCAGACGCCGAUGCUUGCGGAAGAUGACGCCGGACUGCGAUCGCAAUACGCCGGAAGACAUUCACAAUACUACGCCGCGAGCAACCCGCGUCCAGGACCGCAGAUCAAACCACACCUGUCCUCCUUGGACAUUCCAAGACGCUAUGGCAGCAAUGCCAUCCUCGACAUGUACGCGCUCACCUACGUUGGCGACCCGGACCCGAAUCUGCUGUGUCCCAUCUGCCACGACCCGCUCGUCGACCCUGUGACGACCCCUUGCGACCAUACAUUCUGCUAUCGGUGUUUGCGGAGGAGCAUGGCGUCGAGUCCCGCUGGUGGCGUCUGCCCGAUAGACAGAGAACCUCUGCUAUGGACAGACUGCACCAGCUCGAUACGGCUGAUUCGUACCCAGCUGAAUAACUUGGUUGUCAAAUGCCCCCACCAUGGCAGAGGCUGCGAAGAGGAAAUGAAACGGGAGGUAGUAGAACGGCACGCGACAGUGGAGUGCGGCUUCCGCGAGUUCCCUUGUCCAGAUAGCGAAUGCGAAAAGACUGUUCGCUACAAGCCGGCCGAUGAUAAAUGCCAGCAUCAGGAAAGCAACUGCGAGUUCUGCGACGCCAUUAUUGAAGAAGCCGAUAGUGAUAUCCACCUGCUUCAAUGCCCUAGGAGCAAGACUCGAUGUUCCGCCUGUUGGGCGAUGAUCCUCCGCGAGGACGAAGAGGUCCAUCGAAGCGUGGAUUGUGUAUCCAUCGAAGUGGCAUGCCGCUUUCAAAGCGUCGGCUGUCCCGUGAGAGUUAUACGAGCACACCAGGAGCUCCAUGCCCUUUCCUGCCCUUUCCACCCAGACUCGCCCUCUGGCGCCAUCAUACGCAGCCAACGCGAGAUCAUAGAGACAUUUGGCAACCUGGGCAGCCAGAUCCGUCAUUUACGAGCCAGGCAAGACGAGACCAGCCGACGGCUCGAUCAAGUUUCCGGGCCGCCACCCCUCAAUCGUCCGGGCGAGCCUGGAUUCAGGGACGUCAGGGCAAUGCAGGAUCUUGAUGCUGGAUUCGGCGAAGUCCACCACAACUUGAACAAUCUCGAGCGCCAGAAUGCGUGGACUGCCAACCAGAUCGUGCCUGUUCGAGAAGAAGUUUCUGAACUACGAAAUAGUAUCAACAUGAUUCGAAUGCAGGUCAACUGGCUCAUGAGCCGCAGCCGCGAAGAAGUCCAUGCGAGACCAACUUCUAGCGGUACCACACGGCCCACGUCAAUGGGGUCCGAUACGGUGCAGGAGCCGCUGCCUCCCAUGGUGCGCCAGAGACGGCGAUCGACCAGUGUGGACGUUGAUCUUCCACGACUAUAG
Messenger RNA from Trichoderma gamsii, 1614 nucleotides. RefSeq lists its product as hypothetical. Gene Ontology annotation, molecular function: zinc ion binding. The record is from RefSeq and is a predicted model, not a curated record. Lineage: Eukaryota; Fungi; Ascomycota; Sordariomycetes; Hypocreales; Hypocreaceae. The coding region runs from base 1 to 1614 and encodes 537 amino acids. The transcript has a single exon.